Molecule: messenger RNA, 1485 nt
Organism: Anopheles darlingi
Lineage: Eukaryota; Metazoa; Arthropoda; Insecta; Diptera; Culicidae
Product: gamma-glutamyl hydrolase A-like
Exons: 4
Coding region: 70-1164 (364 amino acids)
Biological process (GO): tetrahydrofolylpolyglutamate metabolic process
Cellular component (GO): vacuole
Molecular function (GO): gamma-glutamyl-peptidase activity
Source: RefSeq, a predicted model, not a curated record
CUGGACGCAGUAUCAGUUGGCGCUUGAGCGAGGUCGGAUGUGCAAAACAUUGUCAUCACAUCGUUGCCAAUGAUGACUAUCAACGCGAGCGGUGGCAGCAGCGGUGCAAUGCAGUUGUGGUUGGUCGUGGUGUUUGUUGCAGUGCUAGCUGCCGUCGAAGCCAAACAGUUGCUAGUGCAGAGGCAAAAAGUGGCCUCGGAAGCGCUAGUGAACGAUAAGCCGGUGGUCGGCAUCCUAUCCCAGGAGUUGUCCUAUCUGAUGACGCAGAACUAUGGUGACGAGGGAUACGAUAGUUACAUUGCUGCAUCGUACGUGAAAUUUGUCGAAGGUGCUGGGGCCCGCGUCGUACCAAUUUGGAUCAAUCAACCGCCUGAGUACUAUGAAGAGAUGAUGAGCUACGUCAAUGGUAUACUCUUCCCGGGUGGUGCCACCUGGUUUAACCAGAGCAACGGUUACGCGGACGCUGGACGCCACAUUUACGACCAUGCGAUCCGGCUAAACGACAACGGUGACCACUUCCCGCUCUGGGGCACCUGUCUCGGAUUCGAGCUGCUCACCUACCUGGCCGCCAAUGGCGUCGAACAUCGGGCACACUGUAGCUCCAAUAGCCAGGCGUUGCCACUGAAUUUUAAAAAUGAUUUCCGCGACAGCCGAUUGUUCGGUACGGCACCGAAGGAGGUGAUCGACAUACUUAGCCGCGAACCAGUGACCGCCAACUUCCAUCAGUACUGCGUCACCGAAGCGAACCUGACCGCUUAUGGGCUGGACAACGAGUGGCGCGUAAUGUCGGUCGAUCGCGACUGGAACGGAAUGGAGUUUAUCUCGACGAUCGAGCACAAAACGUAUCCAUUUUAUGGUAUUCAAUUCCACCCGGAGAAGAACAUCUACGAGUGGAUCUCGAACAAGAACAUCUCGCACACUGCCAACGCCAUACAGGCGGCCCAAUACUUUGCUGAUUUCUUCAUUGGCGAGACGCGCCGUAAUGAUCAUCAGUUCAGGGAUGAGGCACAGAUCGAUCAGCAUGUCAUCUACAACUACCAGCCGACCUUUACAGGUUUGAAGCGGUCUAGCUUCGAACAGUGCUACAUGUUUGGUGAAUCAGAUAAAGUGCUGCCAAAGAGAAACAAGUCCAAAGGUUCAAAGAAGACAACCAUCAAUCACUAAAUAAAGGAGAACCGUACUACAUCGAUCGCGCCUGAAUGUGGUGAGUGGGCAGAUUCACAUCUCUGACCCACGUGGCUACAAUGUUGCACGGAAUGGCGGAAGCAACAAUGUGUCUGGUACUGUAAUCAGCCAAGACGAUGAUCGCUGCCAAUCCCGGUAGCAGGUGGGACAGAGGAACAAUACAAUGCCAGAGAUGGGAGAUAGCAAGUAGGAAGAUAGCAAUUUAAUGUUCCAGAAGAAGAGAGCCAGGAGUGGAGGGAGUGAGUUAUCGAAAAUAAACGAAAAAUUACUCGUCAGUGAGUGAAUACUGCUGUGUAACGA